This is a messenger RNA of Drosophila ananassae, 1943 nucleotides long. RefSeq names its product T-complex protein 1 subunit theta (gene CCT8). Gene Ontology annotation, molecular function: ATP binding; ATP-dependent protein folding chaperone; ATP hydrolysis activity. Gene Ontology annotation, cellular component: chaperonin-containing T-complex. The record is from RefSeq and is a predicted model, not a curated record. Gene Ontology annotation, biological process: protein folding. Bases 99 to 1739 code for a protein of 546 amino acids. Lineage: Eukaryota; Metazoa; Arthropoda; Insecta; Diptera; Drosophilidae. The transcript has 3 exons.
GUCCAGAAUGUUCGCAGCUGUCAAAGUGAAUUGAGGUUAUAAACUCUAGCUGGAAUCUACCGACUGCUUCGCCGUGAAUUUGAAAUCUGUGCACAAAAAUGGCUCUAUCCGUUCCAAAAGCACCCGGAGUAGCGCAGAUGCUCAAGGAUGGCGCCCGGAUGUACAGUGGGCUCGAGGAAGCCGUCUACCGCAACAUCAGCGCCUGCAAGGAGUUUGCACAGACCAUGCGUUCCGCCUAUGGCCCGAACGGCAUGAACAAGAUGAUCAUCAAUCACAUCGAGAAGCAGUUUGUGACCAGCGAUGCCGGCACCAUCAUGCGUGAGCUGGAUGUGGAGCACCCGGCCGCCAAGCUGAUCGUUAUGGCCAGCCAGAUGCAGGACGCCGAGGUGGGAGACGGCACCAACUUUGUCGUGGUACUGGCCGGUGCCCUGCUGGAGUCCGCCGAGGAACUGCUCCGCUUGGGCAUCACCACAGCCGAAAUCGCUGAUGGCUACGAGAAGGCGCUCGAGAAGUCUCUGGAAAUCCUUCCGACCCUGGUUAGUCACAAAAUCGAGGACUACCGCAACGUGGACAAGGUGAAGGAGGUUCUGCGCACCGCCAUCAUGUCCAAGCAGUACGGUCAGGAGGAUUUCCUCAACGACCUGGUGAGCCAGGCCUGUGUCUCCAUUCUGCCAAAUGAGGGCACCUUCAACGUGGACAACAUCCGCAUUUGCAAGAUCCUGGGCAGCGGUCUGGGCAAGUCCGAGGUGGUCCGCGGCAUGGUCUUUAAGCGAUUCGUUGAGGGCGAUGUUACCUACGCCGAGAAGGCCAAGAUUGUCAUCUUCUCGUGCCCCGUGGACAUCAUUCAGACCGAGACCAAGGGCACCGUCCUGAUCAAGUCGGCCGACGAGCUCCUGAACUUCUCCUCGGGCGAGGAGGGCCUUCUGGAGUCCCAGAUCAAGGCUAUCGCCGAUGCCGGAGUCAAGGUGGUGGUGGCCGGCGGCAAGGUCGGUGACAUGGCCCUGCAUUUCCUCAACAAAUACGGACUGAUGGCUGUGCGUCUCAACUCCAAGUUCGAUCUGCGCCGCCUGAGCCGUUCUGUGAACGCCACAGUCCUGCCGCGCAUCACCACGCCCAGCCAGGAGGAAUUGGGCUACUGCGACAAGGUCUGCAUCGAGGAGCUGGGCGACACCACCAUUGUGGCUUUCAGAAAUGAGGGCAAGGACUCUCGCAUCGCUACCGUGGUGAUUCGCGGUGCCACCGACAACUUCAUGGACGAUAUUGAGCGUGCCCUGGACGAUGGAGUGAACAACUUCAAGUGCCUGACCCGCGAUGGUCGCUACCUGCCUGGUGCCGGCGCCACCGAGAUCGAAUUGGCCACCCAGUUGUCCGCCUAUGCCGAUACCCUGCCGGGUCUGGAGCAGUAUGCCGUGCGCAAGUUCGCCAAUGCCCUGGAGGUGUUCCCCAAGGCCCUCGCUGAGAACUCUGGCGUCAACGGCACCGAGAUCGUCAACCAGCUGUACCUGGCUCACAAUUCGGAGAGUGGCAAGACCAUUGGCUUCGACAUCGAGUCCGAGAAGGCCAGCACCAUUGACACCACCAAGGCGAAGCUCUUCGACCUGUACCAGGCCAAGUUCUGGGGUCUCAAAUACGCCGUUGGCGCCGCCACCACCAUCCUGAAGGUGGACCAGAUCAUCAUGGCCAAGCGGGCUGGUGGUCCUAAGCCGCGACAGGCUGCUGGCAGCGAUGACGAGAGUUAAGCGUCUCCACUGUGAUGCCUACUGCUUAAUAUAACUAGUUCUUCUUCUCCCACAAAAGAGGGCUUUGUAUUUUUCACAAAUGAGUCCCCCCCACGCCUCCCAUGGAAAUUAUAAAUUUCAUUUAACCUCUCACCCACACUCAUCAUCCACUUACACACAUGCACAGUUUCUUGUAUUAAUAAACUUAACUUACGAAAACUGAAA